GCGUCAACAUAUGUACGCUAUACGUAUUUAGAAUUAUCACUGUAAUAAAUAAUAUAUGCAAUUAUUUAUAUUAUAUUCAUAACUUAUUUCCGAUGGUCGUUUUUUCAAAACACAAUGGGCCGUUAGAGUCCAAAAAGAACACAACGUAUAGUAUAUUAGUCUACGUAUAUAAUAUAGAUAAUAGAUACAGAUACGGAUCUCCCUUUUGCUACUAGAGGUCGCUAAUAUCCGCAUGUAUGUAUACGCGGUAUUUUAUGAGUUCGACUCAGCUCAGACCCGUUGACCGUUGCGCGUGGGAUUUCAAGUAUACCCGUGUCUUUCUUAUACUUAUAGGUAAUCGUGUAUACUUUGUAGCGAUACAGAAAGUAAACAACGAAGGACCCAUCAGCUACAUAUUUUUCGGAACGUGGCCUCAAAGCGGAUACCUUUCAGAAGGAAAAGGGUUACAAUGGCUAAUGACGAGAACGAGGAGGGAACUUUUCCUCCUGAUGAUGUCGAACCAUAUGCAUAUAUACACAUAUCCCCUGCAAAAACAGGAGACAAGUUCAGAAGAGAGAUAGUGCCUAUCUCAAUACUCAAAGAAUUCGAUUAUGUCGAGUACCAAUUCAACCCCAAAAAUUUCAAGGACAAAGUUUUCAAGGCAAAAAUUUAUCCAGAACAAAAGAGAGUGGCUUGUUUUGUGUUAUAUGUAGCAGAUAGUUACAAUUUGGUAAGGGAGUACCUUGACAAGAACCAAAACAAAAGGUUUGCAGUACCAAGAGCAAAAUAUCCACUUAAUGAUACUGGUGAUACUACAAUACAAGAUGCAUGCGAAUCAAGUGAUAAACACAGAAAACGUGGUCUCAACGAACCAGGUGGCUCUUUUAAAGUAACAUCAGAUAUUGAGAACGAUGAAAUGAUCGAGAUGGAUAAACAAAUUGUACAGCAAAGUAAAAAAACUAGAAAGGAGGCUAAAAAAAGAGUAAAAGCAGCCGGCAAAAAGAAUUCCCAGAAUAUUCUGAACAAGGACUUAGCAACUGCUUUACGGAAUGAUUCAGUCUUGAAUAUUGAAGAAAACGAUAAUGGAUUAAACCCUCUUCUAUCAUCUACUCUAAAUGAUUAUCAUAAUCAAUCAUCAACGACAGAACAGGAGAAUGAAUCUCUUGCGCCAAGAAAUGCAUACGUAAUGCAAAUCGAGUAUUACAAGAAGAAAUGUGCGGAAAAAGAAAAAGAGAACGAACAAUUAAAACUUGCUAUGAAUGCAAAUGAAGAAACUACGAAGACAGUUAAGGGUACGGGCAUUGCUUCUACACAGCAAGAAAAAGAUGCAGCAGGACUUCUUCAUAACACAUUUGAACUGAACCAAAAGGAUAUUGACAACAUAGAUGGUGACAAAGAGUUAACACACAUUAAGAAGGGGGUUUAUAUCAAUUCAUUAGCAUACAAAGAUGCUUUCAAAACCGAUAAUUGUCCGUCAUUUUUUACGAUUAUGAAUCGAGGUAUUGAUGGCGAAAAUGAUUUGUUAACCCGGUGUGUGAAAAAGAUUGCUGGCUCAGAAGAGCACCCUCUUUCUUCAAUUAAAAAAGAAGUCGUGGAGGACGAAUUCUAUAAAUUUCUGAAUAUAAAUAUAAAUAUAAAUAUAAAUAUAAAUAUAAAUCCAAGAAUGAUAAUGAAAGCAAUGGCACAGGAAGUUAAAUUUAAACUUCAGUUUCUUAUUACUGUUAAGCGGCUUAAAAGAGGACAAGUGUCGUUGGAAAAGAGCAAGGAGAGCCUUGGAAUGAUGCUAGAAAAAGCGAAACUGUCACUGAACCAGCAGCAUAUUCAAAAGGAGGACAAGGCAUCACAGACGAUAGAAGAAUCAAACGCGGUGACGACAAGAACACUAAAUAAGCGUAAGGCAAUAUCACCAAGCCAGGUAGAAGAGCGACACGAAAGCUACGCUAAAAAAACGAGAAAAAAUAAGGAAGUUGCCUCUGUGGAAGUCCAAUCACAGGUGUCCCCGGAAGAAAAGGCAGACCCACCCUGGCUGGAGGUUAUUACCAUGAAGAAGAAAAAAAAAAAGAAGAGAAAAAAGGAAAUACGCGAAAGCAUUGGUGCCAAGAACAAAAAUGCUGACUCUAAUCUGACGGUGAUUGGUAACUGCGUAAAUAAGAUACGCCAAACGGUGGCAGAAGAUCUUCUUUUGGAGCUACAACGCACCAAAGAAGUGAAAACGCAGGAACUUCAAGAAGCGGUUAAAGCAGCGCUGGCAAAAGAAGCCACAAUCAAGAGGCUUCAGCAUAAAUUGGUCUUUGAAAUAAAAGACCUGGAAAUGCUUACCUCUGAGCAGGAUAUUCUAGAAGCACUAAGUAGAGAGUUUCCAGGAAAGAAGGAAAUAGUAGAGGAGACGUCCGUAAAGACUCUUCGGGAAACUCGUGGAGAUACGCAGACUGCCGUCGUACAGCUGACUGCCCAUAUGGCACAAAAGUCGAAGUAG
Molecule: messenger RNA, 2455 nt
Organism: Nasonia vitripennis (jewel wasp)
Lineage: Eukaryota; Metazoa; Arthropoda; Insecta; Hymenoptera; Pteromalidae
Exons: 8
Coding region: 449-2455 (668 amino acids)
Source: RefSeq, a predicted model, not a curated record